UCCAGCACCCACAGAUUCCUCACACUCACUUCAAUCAGGUGCCAGAUCAGGUGCAUGUGUCAAUCUGGUCACACCUCGACACUCACAGAAGCACCGGGACCCCACGAGAGUUGAGGAGGAGUCUCGUUAACCGGCAGCAGGAUUUCCACCUCAGCGUGACGGGGAGGGGAGAGCGUGUGGUCACCAGGCAGCUGCGGAGAAGAUGCCAGCCAUCCUGGUGGCCUCCAAGAUGAAGUCAGGACUCCCCAAACCCAAACCGGUGCACAGCGCCCUGCCCAUUCCCCAGCAGACCCCCAGCAGGCCGUCGGCUCUCGCUCUGCCUCCGGCACCCGUCAAGAGCCACAUCCCUUCGCUGGGCCAGCAGGUGGGCUCAGGACCCCCGAGGAGCAAGGCUGCAGGGUCAGAGGCUGGAGAAAACACUCAGAUCUACACGGACUGGGCCAACCAUUACCUCGCCAAGUCAGGAAACAAGCGUCUGAUCAAGGACCUGCAAACAGACGUCACGGACGGAGUGCUGCUGGCCGAGAUUAUCCAGGUCGUAGCCAAUGAGAAGAUCGAUGACAUCAAUGGCUGCCCCAAGAGCCGCUCUCAGAUGAUUGAGAACAUCGAUGCCUGCCUCAGUUUCCUGGCAGCCAAAGGAGUCAACAUUCAGGGUCUGUCUGCAGAAGAGAUUCGUAAUGGUAAUCUGAAAGCCAUCCUCGGCCUCUUCUUCAGCUUGUCCCGCUACAAGCAGCAGCAGCAGCAGGCCCAGCGGCAGCCGUCCCUCCCGUCCCAGGGCGCACACCCGCCCCUGAGCCAGCAGAGCAGCGCCCCGGCCCAGCUCGGCCACUCUCCGGCCCAUGGGACCUCGGCCCUCUCAGCCCAGAGAGCAGCGCAGGCCGACAUGCAGUCCAGGGAUGGAUCUCAGAGUAAACUACUCAAGUUUUCCUUCGGUCAGAAAAAGACCUCUAGACUUCCCGGCCCCACAACGAGGGCGUCCACUGCCGGCGGUGACAUCCCUCCCCGAGGCUCGGUCAGUGCUGCCGGGAACAGACGCAGCCAGGGCUUCAGUGACAAGACCAAAGCCAACUCGCACCUGAACAAAGAUUCCUCAGAGGGCCUGACCUCGCAGCCUUCGGUGAUGACUGAGCAUGCUCUGUCGUCUGCGGUGACCGUCAGCUCCUCCACCAGCAUCCCCGCUGCUACCUCCAACCUGAUUCCUCCCUCGUCUUCAUCGACGUCCUCAUCCUCCUCGUCCACAGCCAUUCCCCAGCCGAACAGCAACAGCAAGCCGUGGAGGAGCAAGUCGAUGAGCUCCAAGCACUCGUCCUCCUCCUCUCUGUCGUCCACCAGCACCCCCACGUCUGCCAUGCAGUCCGUCAAGCAGGAGAAAGACACCUCCUGCAAAACUGCUGCAGCAACCGAAGCUCCUCCGAAGGUCGUCGCUCAGAAGUCAAUGCUGGAGAAGCUCAAGCUCUUCAACAGUAAAGGAGGCUCCAAAUCUUCCACCUCCUCCAAUGGAGCAGGGGCCCAGACUGAUAAUUCUGCCCCAGCCAGGCAGCUCGGAGCAGGGCAGGUGGACAGAGUGGAGACCGGCUCCAACACCGAUGUCCUGGGACAAGAUGACGGUAACGUCAGACCGGGAAUGAACGGAACCAGCAAUGGUGCGGCUCCAGGAGCAGGAACAACUGUCUCCACAAUUGCCAGCAGCCCCAAAAUCGCCCUGAGGGGUAUCGCCCAGCGGACUUUUAGCAGAGCUUUGACCGCCAAGAAGAGCUCUGCCAAAGGCCUCGAGAAAGAAAAGGAGAAGGAGAAGGAGAAGGAGAAGGAGAAGGAGAAGGAGAAGGAGAAGGAGAAGGAGAAGGAGAAGGACAGAGGGAAGGAGGUGGGGAAACGCGUCUCGGUCCCUGACAGGACAGAGCUCAGGGGAGAGGAGACGAAGGAGGAAGUAUCGCCCGUCACCGCGGACGCAGACAGCUCGAAUAAAAGGACCUCUAAAAUCGCCAGCUUCAUUCCCAAGGGGGGUAAAGCGGCGAAAAAGGAGAGUUCCACCCCUGCACACAGCGGAAUACCAAAGCCAGGAGGCAAAGCCCCGGGAGUCGGGGGGAAGGCCUCCUCAGUGAAGGAGGCAGGGGAGAGGCCUCGGAGCAUGCGGUUAGGAGGGGGUCUCGCCAUGCACCGCGGCCCCCUGGAAAGAGACAGGGACAGCAGACACUCCAGCUCUACCUCCAGCCUGGCCUCCAGCGAGGGCAAGAGCAGCGCCGCCCCUGUGGCCGGAGGAGGCACCACACAGAGCACAGCCAGCAACACCGUCAGCGUGCAGCUACCUCAGACCCAACAGCACCACAGCCACCCCAACAUGGCCACCGUCGCACCUUUCAUGUACAGAUCCCAAACAGACGACGAGGGAACCGCCAGCACUGAGGGCGGCUCGGGGGGGAGAGGUGGAGACGUUGCCUUCACCAAGACCGGCCAGCCCUCCAUCGAGGACCUCUCAGGUGAAGACCCAGAGACGAGGCGGUUGAGAACGGUCAAGAACAUUGCAGACCUGCGGCAAAACCUGGAGGAGACCAUGUCCAGCCUGCGAGGAACUCAGGUCACACACAGCACCUUGGAAACCACCUUUGACGGCAGCGUCACCACAGACAUCACCAGCGGUGGCGGCGGCGGCGGCUGCAGCAGCAGCAGCAACAACAGCGCCGGUGGUCGCAGCAUCCUCAGCCUCACCUCUACCCGGCCCUCCCUGUCGUCAUGGCGACUGGGCCAGUCCAGCCCUCGUCUGCAGGCGGGCGACGCCCCCUCAUUGGGGAAUGGCUAUGGUGGGCGGGUGGGCAGCGGCAGCAGCCAGGGAGGACGCUACCUGUACCCCGGGCACCUCCGACGGCAGCUGGCCGGCAGAGGAGGAGCCAUUUGCAGCGUGGAGCUCGGAGACAGAGCCGGGGAGGACAUCGACCUGGACGGCAUCGCCAUGGAGGUCACCGGGUACAUGAGCGAUGGAGACGUGCUGACAAAGAACGCUGCACGCACCGAUGAUGUCACCAGCGGCUACAUGACUGACGGAGGUUUGGGACUGUACACGCGGCGCCUGAACCGCCUGCCCGACAGCAUGGCCGCCGUCCGAGAGACGCUCCAUCGGAAAACGUCGACGGGGCAGGGAGAUGCUGACAGCUGGGAUGACAGCAGCUCAGUGAGCAGCGGCAUCAGCGACAACAUUGACACAGAUGACAUCAACACCAGCUCCUCCAUCUCCUCCUACGCCAACACGCCGGCGGCACAGCGCAAGGGCCUCAACGCCCAGCCUGUGACGGAUGCAGAGAAGCACUCGGCCUCCACAGCGCUGCACCAGGCCUGGUCAGGGGACGAGGUGAAGAGGCCAGACGGGGGGUCAGACAGCGGGGUCAGGAUGGAGCCGGGCUCCAAGUGGAGCCGCAGGAACCCCUCCGACAUUUCAGACGAGUCCGACAAGGGCGGCUCGGGGAGGAAGACCCCCUCUGCGUCCCACACGGGCUCCUGGAGGAGAGGCAUGAGCACUCAGGUCGGGGUGACGUCCCCUCGGACUAAAAGCUCCAGCAGCACGGGCUCAUCGGGCUCCAUCGGCCUCAAGGGCCACAGCUCAGGUAAGACGGAUGACGUCAAGGUGUCGGAGAAAGGACGCGUCUCCCCUCGCGCUAACGGCCUCCACCGCUCGCCCUCGGACGCAGGACGCAGCAGCGGCGACGAGGCGAAGAAACACUCCAUCUCCGGCAGCCGCGCGUCUACAACGAACGUCCUCACACACACCGUCUCAGACCCACACUCGCAGACACACACGCUCACCUCACGCACCCCGACCAGCACCUUCGGCUUCAAGAAGCAGGGCCAUGGGAUGGUAACCAUGGUUACAGCCAGCGGUGCCACCAUCACCAGUGGUUCAGCCACCCUGGGGAAGAUGCCCAAAUCUGGGGCGCGCUCACUAGCAGGAGGCCUGAAAGCCAGCGGGCAGGACGGCGGGGGGGCCCUGGGUCACCACGACGAUGGCUUCCUUUCCAUGACUGCCCGCUCCACGCUGCAGUACCGCAGCCUGCCGAGGCCCAGCCGCUCAGGGGCCGCCGCCCGCAACGGAAACCGCUCCUCCACCAGCAGCAUCGAGGCCGCCGUGCUCUCCGUCACGUCCCACGGUAAAAACUCCAUCAGCCUCGCCAAGGCCAACGGCGCGGGGGGCCUCCUGGCCAAUCAGACGGACCGGGAGAAGGGAGUCUCGGACAUCGACAACCUGAGGAGCGGGGUCGUGAUGCAGGGGGGAGGAGCAGCGACUGUUCCUCUGACUGGGAGACAGCAGGUUUCCUCACCCACGCUUCGCAGGUUGUUUGGUGGGAAGCCCGGUAAACAGGCUCCGGUCACCACGGCCGAGAACAUGAAGAACUCCACCGUUAUCUCCAACCCCCACGCCACCAUGAACCACGUGGGCACGGUGCUGGAGUCCCCCGACGGAGGGCUGGGAGGCGCAGACAGCGAGACCAGCAGCCCCCUGUUCGGAGGCAGGGCGCUGGGAUCGGGGAUGGGGACGCUGGGCAGCGAGCAGGCCUCCAGCCCCGGCUCAGUCUACUCCUCCACCGGCCCCUCCAACAGCCUGACCUGGGGCACCACCUUCAGCAGCUCCUCCGCCCAGAGCAGGGAGAGCACGCUGGGCGGACACGGCGGGGCGGGCAGCAUGGGCUACCCCUCCGUCAGCAGCAUGCACACCAGCAGCGAGUCCAUCGACAUGAGUCUGGGCAGCGUCGGAGGAGGUGCCGGCCACGGGACCCACAGGGAGGACACCCUGUCCGCACUGGGACGCACCGGCAGCGUCAAGACGGGCAUGUCUGAGAGUCCCCUCUCCUCCCCCACCGCUAGCCCCAUAUUCAGCCGAAACACGCUCCCUCGGAAGCAGGACAGCGGGACUCACUGUGGUAGAAACACUCUGCCUAAGAAGGGACUCAGGUACGGCCCCACGCCACAGAUGCGGAGCCACGAGGAGGCCCGUGAUUGGCUGCGCUCCCACUCCACCAGCGGGCUGCAGGACUCGGCCAGUAACUCCCCGUUCUCCCCCGGCUCCAGCAUCACCUCCCCCUCCGGCACUCGCUUCAACUUCGCACAGCUCGCCUCCAGCCCGACCUCAGGAGCUCAGGUCAACAUCGCCGGGCUGCGCAACAACAGCCUGACCAAUCAGGACGCGGCCUUCGACCCCUGCGCCGACAACCGGCUGAGGAACUCCUGCAUGUCGCUGGACGAGAAGACUCGCACCAUGAGCCGCUCGGGCUCCUUCAGGGACGGCUUCGAGGAAGUUCAUGGAUCGUCUCUGUCUCUGGUCUCCAGCACCUCCUCCAUUUACUCCACGAACGAGGAGAAGUCUCAGUCGGAGAUCCGCAAGCUGCGCCGGGAGCUGGAUGCCUCCCAGGAAAAGGUUUCCGCCCUGACGACACAGCUGAGUGCCAACGCUCACCUGGUGGCAGCGUUUGAACAGAGUCUGGGCAACAUGACCAUCCGGCUGAAGAGUCUCACCCUGACAGCCGAGCAGAAGGACUCUGAGCUGAAUGAGCUGAGGAAGACCAUCGAGCUGCUGAAGAAGCAGAACGCUGUCGCUCAGGCGGCCAUCAACGGAGUCAUCAACACGCCCGAACUCACGCCGAGACGGGACAGGACAGGCAGCAGCAACGGGAGCCCGCAGCAGCAGCAGCAUCAGCAUCAGCAGCAUCAUCAUCAGCAGCAUCAGCAGCAGCAGCAGCAGCCAGACCUGCGCAUCAGGAGGCAGCACUCGUCUGACAGCGUCAGCAGCAUCGCCAGCGCCACCAGUCAUUCCAGUGUGGGCUCCAACAUGGACGCUGACGCAAAGAACAAGAAGAAGAACAAGAAGAACUGGGUCUACGAGCUGCGAAGCUCCUUCAAACAAGCGUUCAGCAAGAAGAAAUCUCCCAAGUCGGCCUCGUCUCACUCCGACAUCGAGGAGAUGACGGACUCGUCUCUCCCCUCGUCCCCUAAGCUGCCCCACAACGGCACCUCAGCCUCCGGCCACAUGCUCCGGAGCACACACUCCAACUCACUCUUGUCCGAGUGCCUGGACAGCGAGGCGGAGAUGGUGAUGCAGCUGCGGAGUGAGCUCCGAGAGAAGGAGAUGAAGCUGACCGACAUCCGCCUGGAAGCCCUCAGCUCCGCCCACCAGCUGGACCAGCUCCGGGAGGCCAUGAACCGCAUGCAGCUGGAGAUCGAGAAACUGAAGUCAGAGAACGACCGUCUGAAGGUGGAGAGUCAUGGCAGCAGGACGGGCUCUCAGGCCUCCGUCUCCUCUCCUCCUCCCGCUCACACCAACAGCCACGCCGCAGGACCUGGACUGUCUCAGCACAGCCUCAACCUCACCACCAGCGAGUCCACCAGCCUGGACAUGCUGCUGGACGACACCGGCGGAGAUGGAGGGAUGAGGAAGGAGGGGAGACACGUCAAGGUCGUGGUCACCCUGGAUGAGGACAGCAAGUGGGGAGAGGAGGGUCGGUCUCGCCAUUUUCUGAUCGGGUGCAUCGGCGUGAGCGGUAAAACCAAGUGGGACGUCCUGGACGGAGUGGUCCGACGCCUCUUCAAGGAGUACAUCACCCACGUGGACCCGGUGAGCCAGCUGGGCCUGAGCUCGGACAGCGUGGAGGGAUACAACAUCGGGGAAAUCCACCGGCCCAGCAGCCUCAGCGCCGCCCGCACGCCCGAGCUGCUGCCCUGCGGCUACCUGGUGGGAGACAGCAACACCAUCAGCAUCCAGCUCAAAGGUGUGACCAGUGAGAACGUGGACUCGCUGGUGUUCAACACUCUGAUCCCGAAGCCGAUGCUGCAGCGCUACGUGUCGCUGCUGAAGGAGCACAGACGGGUCAUCCUGUCGGGCCCCAGCGGCACAGGAAAGACCUACCUGGCCAAUCAGCUGUCCCGACACCUUCUGCUGCUGGAGGGCCGACCUCUGACCCCUCGCGCCGUCGUCACCUUUAACGUGGACCACAAGUCCAGCAAGGAGCUGCGUCAGUACCUGUCAGGUUUGGCCGAGCAGUGCAGUGGAGUACCGGGGGUGGAGAGCCCACUGGUGGUCAUUCUGGACAACCUGCACCACGUCAGCUCCCUGGGGGAGAUCUUCAACGGCCUCUUCAACUGCAACUCCAAGCACUGUCCGUACAUCAUCGGCACCAUGAGCCAGGCCACAUCAUCCGCCCCCAACCUGCAGCUUCACCACAACUUCAGGUGGGUGCUGUGUGCCAACCACAUGGAGCCGGUGAAAGGCUUCCUCGGCCGCCACCUGAGGAGGAAGCUGAUCGAGACGGAGAUCGGCAGCCGAACGCGCAACAUGGAGCUGGUGAAGAUCAUCGACUGGAUCCCACGGAUUUGGCACCACCUGAACCGCUUCCUGGAGGCGCACAGCUCCUCCGACGUCACCAUCGGACCUCGUCUCUUCCUGUCGUGUCCCAUGGACGUGGAGGGGUCCAGGGUCUGGUUCACUGACCUGUGGAACUACUCCAUCAUCCCCUACAUGCUGGAGGCGGUGCGGGAGGGACUGCAGCUGUACGGCCGCAGGGCCGCGUGGGAGGACCCGGCGGCCUGGGUGAUUGACACCUACCCGUGGUCAGCCACGCCUACUCCAGCGGAAUGGCCCCCCCUGCUGCAGCUCCGCCCGGAGGACGUGGGGUUCGAUGGCUACUCGGCCCCGAGGGAGGGAGUUAGGAAGGAGCCCCCACAGAGCGACAGCGACGCAGACCCACUGAUGAACAUGCUGAUGCGUCUGAAGGAGGCGGCGACGUCGUCCAGCCCGCAGAGCUACGACAGCGACUCCAACAGCAACAGCCACCAGGACGACAUCCUGGACUCGUCGCUGGAAUCGACCUUGUGAUGUCAUCAAAACGCUGGUUUCACGUUUUCAGGAGAAACUUUUUAAAUAGGGAGCGUUCUCACUGUGAGAGCAUUAGAAUCCAGCCCCCUUGAUUUGGGUGCAGGUAACCCAAAUAUUUAAAAGAAGAGUAAAGUCAAGAUUACAUUUCAGAGAACGGACAACAGAGGUUUCUACUGCACUGUUUAGUUUUGUCCUUAUUUCUUUUUUUUUUCACCGCUGUGGCCCGUGGCUCCCGUCAGGAGCCUCACGUCAGACAGACAGAAUAAAAGCACACAGGCAUCAUCAUGUCCCUCAUCAUCCAGCCAUCAGCAAACGUGAGCACCAGCCAGGACUCCUCCGGCUGAGAGGCUCCUGGUCCUGCACGGCCGCAGUGCGCCUGCGCUGCCUGCAGAGGGCGAUACAGGCCCUCGUCUGCAUCGGAAAAAGCACAGAGGAGGAAGCUGCUGACGAUGGAUGGAAGAACAGCCCCUUUCUGCUGGAGGAUGAGUGAAGCCAAAGUGAACGUUGGGUCCUGAAACUCUCACUUUCAAAAGCUCGUGAGAACAACUACUGUAAAAACAGUUAAUAAACACGUGUCCCUAAAAAAGAAUUAAAGGUCCAGUGUGUAAGAUUCAGGUGAAAGGAUCUAUCGGCAGAUAUUGAAUAUGAAAUAAUCCUAGUAAUCUAAAUUGUACAAAUUGUUGUUUUCUUUACCUGAGAAUUCCCCCUUUAUAUUUAAAUACUUUAUAUUUACCUCAGGAGCGGGUCCCCUUCCACGGAGGCCGCCAUUUUUUUUUUUACAGUAGCCCAAACUGGACAAACUAAACCUUUUGAGUUUUUUAAGACGACUGACGGUUUCCACAGGUUCUCCUUCAGGUUUCAUGUUCAGCUGCAACGUGAAACUUCACUAAAUUCUACACACUGAACCUUUAAGAAAGCACAAAUAAAAAGAGAGAUUUUUUGAGUUAUAUUCAGGGCCAGUGGAGAAGAGGUUGAGAUAUAAACACGGGCAACAAAGACCAACUCUGCAGCAGCGUUGCUUCAUCCGAACAAUGUCAAAAUCGGCAGCGGGGGAAAGAAAUAAUCUCUCCAAACUAAGGAGACAGGCUCGGUCAGCGUAACCAGACAUUCUCACCGCAAUCCUGCUGACGCUCUUUCUUCGGCUGUCCACACAUCAUACGGUGCAUUCCAUCAAGGUCCCCAGUGGUCGCAUCCUGCCUCGUAGCUGAGAAUCCAUUGUUCCAGCAGAGAGUCGUUCCUUUUGAAAUGGAGCAAAAAUAACUUCAGUUUUAUUCGCACAAAACACAACUCAGACCUACUGAGGUUUUCUUGUCCAGUGCAACAUCUGUGGCUAAUUUUACAAAGCCAGCGAGAACAGAAUCGAAUUUACAAAAUCCCUUUUGGUUCUCACAAAGGAGCAAAGACUUUGGGGGGGGGGGGGAUGUGAAAUCAACACUCACUAUGGCUUAAUUUAAACCUUUUAACUAUAACAGUAUUUGAGGUAAUGUAAUUUUCUACCCGUUUCUGUGCAAUUUCACAAACGACGCCUCCACCACUUCUUGCUUUAACCUCUCAGAUCUCCUGUGGCCCGAACAGGCUGUUGUAGCACAAGUCUCCUUUCUGGUGCUGGACUGAAUCCUGUAACAAACAAUGCCUUACUUCUUCUUUUUUGGUUUAGUUUUUUUCGAAAACAGACUAUGUGCAUUCGCCGAGUCUUUAUACGUCUGAACGGCUGUAAACUUUCACUAACAGGGCUCCGAGGCGACUCUGCCCUCGAGCGGCGUUGACCUCUCAUCAUAUCAAACACCAAUGGCCGUGGUCGUGGAGGAGCCGGGAAUGAGAAGCAGCACUUUGGGUUGCAGGUUCAGUCGUCUGCUUGCAGGAGCCGGUGCUGAGAAGCUGGUGUAAAUAUGUGGACCACUAGCAGGAAAGAGAAACAUAUAAAUGUGUGUGUGUGUGGGGGGGGGGUUUGUUUUGGUGCUCGACGUGAGAAGGCAGGUUGACUGGAUGAGGGAAGUUUAAGAUGUCUUGAUUUUAUACCUCAUCCCCAUCCUUUAACUUUGCUUUCUCCCACGCUCAUCGUCUGUUUCAUGUGUUUUUUGUGAUGAACAAAACUAAUUAAGUGAAAACUAGUGUAUAUGCUGCUUUGUUUAUAGACAUAUAACUAAUCGGAGGUUUAAGAUAUAAAAAGGUACUUGUGGUUGAGCGAUGAUGUAAAAAAACUAAAAAACAAAAAACGGCUUCACGUCAUUUCUACGGCUCAAAGAUAAUAAAGUCAUUCUACUACUUCUUUGUUUUUGAACCUCCCAGUCUGCCUCCUGGGACGGGCAGGGGGAGCGGCUUCCAUCACUUUCAGUGUUUUUGUCACCGAUGCUAUGCAAAGUUCAUUCUUAUCUCCAAAUGGAAGCCAAAAUGUGCAUUUGUCCCCCCCGAGCAGAUUGCAGCACUGCCGAGACGUACAGCAUGGAACAAGAUUUGUUUUUUGGGGGGGUUUGUGGCAGAAGUUCUUUGUCUGUGUGUGUGUGUGUGUGUGUGUGUGUGUGUGUGUGUGUGUGUGUGUGUGUGUGUGUGUGUGUAACUCCCAGAGAAUCUCCUGCUGCAGUCCCUGUAAGCACAAAGAGACGGACUCUGUCUGUCUGCUCUUGUUGUCGAAGCAUCAGACCCGUCAGUCUGUUUAUUACCCACAAACUCGAUGAAUGUUUAGCCUUCUUUGCUAUGUACAUUUUUUUCUAUAUGUAACAUAACUCUGUAAAUAGUUGGUUAUCCUGCAGCAUUUUGAUGACUUUUUCUAGACGAUUUGUUACGGUACUUGAAAAAAAAGGAAGUAUUUUGUGUACAGUCUCUUUACAUCAGAGCAGAUCGAUGCCGUUUGUCAUCACCGGUCUGUCCAGGGCUCGGAGAAUUGAAUCUGAUAUCACUGUACUAGUCUUAAGUUAUUGUGAUUCAAUAAAAUUUAUGAUUAUUUAUGAUUUAA
This is a messenger RNA of Hippoglossus stenolepis (Pacific halibut), 10805 nucleotides long. RefSeq names its product neuron navigator 2a (gene nav2a). Gene Ontology annotation, molecular function: protein binding; ATP hydrolysis activity. The record is from RefSeq and is a predicted model, not a curated record. Bases 203 to 7852 code for a protein of 2549 amino acids. Gene Ontology annotation, biological process: neurogenesis; nervous system development. Lineage: Eukaryota; Metazoa; Chordata; Actinopteri; Pleuronectiformes; Pleuronectidae. The transcript has 41 exons.